Molecule: messenger RNA, 3187 nt
Organism: Phialemonium atrogriseum
Lineage: Eukaryota; Fungi; Ascomycota; Sordariomycetes; Cephalothecales; Cephalothecaceae
Product: P-loop containing nucleoside triphosphate hydrolase protein
Exons: 7
Coding region: 278-2812 (844 amino acids)
Biological process (GO): translational elongation
Cellular component (GO): cytosol; ribonucleoprotein complex
Molecular function (GO): translation elongation factor activity; GTP binding; GTPase activity
Source: RefSeq, a predicted model, not a curated record
CCACUUGCAAAAAAAGGCGCGACGGUGCUGGCAAUUCUCUUUUGAAUCCUCUCCGCCUUGCCCAUUGCAUCUUCCUACCCUUUUUUUUUUUUUUUUUUGGCUGCUGCCACCGGUUUGACAGUGCCAGAGACAAAUUUGCAGGGAACACUACCGGAGUUUGUCAGCAAUAUCGUACUCGCUCGACCAAGUGCUGAUAAAAUUCUCUGCCCCGCUCCCGAAACAUCACAACUUCAACCCACCAAACAACACUUGAGCAGGUCGCAACAAUACCGCCAAGAUGGUUAACUUCACGAUCGACGAGAUCCGGGCCUUGAUGGACAAGCCGACAAAUGUUCGGAACAUGUCCGUCAUUGCCCAUGUCGACCACGGCAAGUCGACUCUUACCGAUUCUCUUCUCGCCAAGGCCGGUAUCAUCUCCGCCGGAAAGGCUGGCGAUGCCCGGGCUACAGACACUCGUAGCGACGAGCAGGAGCGUGGUAUCACUAUCAAGUCAACUGCCAUCUCCUUGUACGGCACGUUGCAGGAUGAUGAUGACCUGAAGGACAUUGUCGGCCAAAAAGCUGACGGCAAGGACUUCUUGAUCAACCUCAUCGACUCCCCAGGGCACGUUGAUUUCUCUUCUGAAGUCACCGCCGCUCUGCGUGUCACCGACGGCGCCUUGGUCGUGGUCGAUACCGUCGAAGGCGUGUGCGUCCAGACUGAGACUGUGCUCCGACAGGCUCUGGGUGAGCGUAUCAAGCCCGUUGUCAUCAUCAACAAGGUCGACCGUGCCCUCCUUGAGCUUCAGGUUUCAAAGGAGGAUCUGUACCAGUCCUUCUCGCGAACCAUCGAAUCCGUCAACGUCAUCAUCUCGACAUACUUUGACAAGACCCUCGGCGAUGUCCAGGUCUACCCAUACAAGGGCACCGUGGCCUUCGGUUCCGGUCUCCACGGCUGGGCCUUCACCGUCCGACAGUUUGCCGUCCGUUAUGCGAAGAAGUUUGGUGUUGACCGGAACAAGAUGAUGGAGCGUCUCUGGGGCGACAACUACUUCAACCCUGCAACUAAGAAGUGGACCAAGUCUGGCACCCAUGAGGGCAAGGAGCUCGAGCGUGCUUUCAACCAGUUCAUUCUUGACCCCAUCUUCAAGAUCUUCUCGGCCGUCAUGAACUUCAAGAAGGAGGAGGUGACCAGCCUUCUCGAGAAGCUCAACCUCAAGCUCUCCACCGAGGACCGCGAGAAGGAGGGCAAGGCGCUCCUCAAGGUCGUCAUGCGAACCUUCCUUCCUGCAGCUGACUGCCUCUUGGAGAUGAUGAUCAUUCACCUCCCCUCGCCAGUCACUGCCCAGAAGUACCGUUGCGAGACUCUGUACGAGGGUCCCCCUGAUGAUGAGGCUGCCAUUGGUAUCCGUGACUGUGAUCCCAAGGCCCCCCUCAUGCUUUACGUCUCCAAGAUGGUGCCGACCUCGGAUAAGGGUCGCUUCUACGCCUUUGGUCGUGUCUUCUCUGGUACCGUGCGAUCGGGUCUCAAGGUCCGUAUCCAGGGACCCAACUACGCCCCUGGCAAGAAGGAGGAUCUCUUCAUCAAGGCCAUCCAGCGUACCGUCCUCAUGAUGGGCGGCAAAGUUGAGCCCAUCGACGACAUGCCAGCCGGAAACAUCGUCGGCCUUGUCGGUAUCGACCAGUUCUUGCUCAAGAGCGGUACCCUCACCACGAGCGAUACCGCCCACAACCUCAAGGUCAUGAAGUUCUCCGUCUCGCCUGUCGUGCAGCGAUCCGUCCAGGUCAAGAACGCCCAGGAUCUCCCGAAGCUCGUCGAAGGUCUUAAGCGCCUGUCCAAGUCCGACCCUUGCGUGUUGACCAUGACUUCCCCGUCCGGUGAGCACGUCGUCGCCGGUGCUGGUGAGCUGCAUCUUGAGAUCUGCUUGAAGGAUCUCGAGGAGGAUCACGCCGGUGUUCCUCUCAUCAUCUCCGACCCCGUCGUCCAGUACCGCGAGACUGUCACGGGCAAGUCGAGCAUGACUGCUCUCUCCAAGUCGCCCAACAAGCACAACCGUCUUUACAUGGUUGCGGAGCCGUUGGAUGAGGAGCUUAGCAAAGAAAUCGAGUCGGGCAAGAUCGGCCCCCGUGACGACGUCAAGACCCGUGCCCGCAUCUUGGCUGACGACUUCGGCUGGGACGUCACCGAUGCCCGCAAGAUCUGGGCCUUUGGUCCUGAUACAACUGGCGCCAACUUGCUGGUUGACCAGACCAAGGCCGUUCAGUAUCUCCAGGAGAUCAAGGACUCGGUCGUGUCCGGUUUCCAAUGGGCGACACGUGAGGGCCCGCUUGGUGAGGAGCCCAUGCGCUCUGUUCGCUUCAACGUCCUUGAUGUGACCCUGCACGCCGAUGCUAUCCAUCGUGGUGGUGGUCAGAUCAUCCCUACGGCACGUCGUGUGCUCUACGCUUCCACUCUCUUGGCCGAACCUGCCCUGCAGGAGCCCGUUUUCCUGGUCGAAAUCCAGGUGCCCGAGCAGGCCAUGGGUGGCGUGUACGGUGUCCUUACUCGCCGGAGAGGUCACGUGUUCAACGAGGAGCAGCGCCCCGGUACUCCCCUGUUCACCAUCAAGGCCUACCUCCCCGUCAUGGAGUCUUUCGGCUUCAACGGCGAUCUCCGCCAGGCCACCUCCGGCCAGGCCUUCCCGACCCUGGUAUUCGACCACUGGCAGGUCCUCCCUGGUGGCUCUCCUCUGGAGGCCGGCUCGAAGGUUGCUCAAGUUGUCCUCGAUAUGCGCAAGCGCAAGGGUCUCAAGCUGGAGCUCCCUGCCUAUGAGAACUACUAUGACAAACUCUAAGCGGGUUCCUACCGACCAUGAUAGACUCGUCUCUUCACGCCUCUUCUGGAAGGAGGGUACCAGGGCUCUUUCGAUGACAUUCGAAUCCCUUACCCCUCGAGAGGCCCCAACGGAAUAUCCCCAUCGUGAGGAACGUGGCGGGAGGAAAGUCAAGCUUGAUAGAAGCUGUCACGGACGCAUGGAACUUUCGCUAGUCAUAGUUCAGCUUGGUCUGCUUGUAGUAACGUAGAAAUAUCGAUUCGUUCUGAAACUUCCAAACGAGUUUGAUGCAUAGUGAGACGUGAUGCAAAGAGCUAUCCCCCGAGUUGUCAGGCCCGACUGUUGCUCCUCAUUUCUCACAACUUCUCCAGCUUCCUUCCAGAGACUGGACUUAGC